AGUCUUCCCAUUGCUUCUGCUCACGGUUUCAUAUCAUAAUAUCAUAUCAUAUAUAUACACAUAAACACAAACACCAUUUCACAACUAAAAAUCAAUUCAAACCCACUUCAAAUUAUUCUCUCUCAAAAAAACAACAAAACAUUCUUGAUUAAACCAUCUUUCUUAACUAUGAUGAGGAAGGGACAGAACCAAAACAUGUUUGUAAGGAUCAUGUGUUCACCAAUAAGAGCACUAGGAAAAGCAAGAGAUGCAUAUGUAAGAAGCAUAACAAACUGUGGUCAAAAUAUGAGUUAUGGUAGUUAUCCAAUGGAUGGUGCUAGUAAAUUUUCUUUAUCCAGAAGUCAAAGUGCAGCAACAUCAAGAAGAUCAUCAGCAUCAUUAGAGGGUAAUGAAGAUUUUGCCGAGCUUGUUAGAGCUGCUUCUGCUAGAACUUUAGGUAAUAGAAUUGAUGUGGAUUUAGUUCUCAAGCAGCAACAUCAACAACAACAACAGAAAUUGCAUAAAGGGUUACCUAAGUCUAGUAGUGUUGGAAUGGCUAAGAUUGAUGAGGAUAUGCCAUUUGAUUCCUUUGUUGAAGGAAAAGUUGGUUUUGUUGCUGAUUCUUAUCCUAGAUCAAAGAGUUAUGCUGUUGGACAUAGAAGAAAUGUUGCUUUCUGAAUUUAAUUGUUGAGUUGAAUUGGAACUUUUCAGUCUUAGCGCAUAGCAAUGUGUGAGUUAUUGUAAGAAAUUAAGAGAUGGAUUUAAUUGAAUCAUAAUCUCUUUUUAAUUGAAUCUUGUGUUUUGGAUGUAUAAUUAAAUUAGUUGUUUUCUAUUUAUGUAGGGAUGCCACAAGAUUUGUAAAUUUGGCUUGUUUCCAUAAUUUGUUAAAGAAAAAAAUAUGUUAUUUCACGUGAAGAACCCCUUGGGAACAAUGUAUUCCGGUCAAUCCAUUUUUAUUGA
This is a messenger RNA of Medicago truncatula (barrel medic), 939 nucleotides long. RefSeq lists its product as uncharacterized. The transcript has a single exon. The record is from RefSeq and is a predicted model, not a curated record. The coding region runs from base 169 to 657 and encodes 162 amino acids. Lineage: Eukaryota; Viridiplantae; Streptophyta; Magnoliopsida; Fabales; Fabaceae.